Molecule: messenger RNA, 7297 nt
Organism: Tachysurus fulvidraco (yellow catfish)
Lineage: Eukaryota; Metazoa; Chordata; Actinopteri; Siluriformes; Bagridae
Gene: pik3c2b
Product: phosphatidylinositol-4-phosphate 3-kinase, catalytic subunit type 2 beta
Exons: 33
Coding region: 385-5124 (1579 amino acids)
Biological process (GO): phosphatidylinositol-mediated signaling; cell migration; phosphatidylinositol-3-phosphate biosynthetic process
Cellular component (GO): plasma membrane; phosphatidylinositol 3-kinase complex; cytoplasm
Molecular function (GO): 1-phosphatidylinositol-3-kinase activity; phosphatidylinositol binding; 1-phosphatidylinositol-4-phosphate 3-kinase activity
Source: RefSeq, a predicted model, not a curated record
AACUGAGAAUCUCGACGCUGAAAGCAACAAACCGAAAACCUUCUGCGAAUCAGCCACGAAAUAGACCGGUCUCGGUAUACAGUGCGGAAUUUAAGCGUCGUCGCUGACGUUAUAUGAAGUACGUAAGUGUGUGGAGCGCAGUGUGUUAGAACCCAUGUGUGAUCCAGGGCCACAUUACUGACCGGAAACUGGCGUCUGCACCGGAGCUGAUCAUCAUAAGGACCGCAGAUCAAUUCAUUUGGAAGCGGGAUUUGAAGAGCAUGAAUCACGCACCGGAAAAGCCGUAGACAAGGGCCCAAAUGAUUCUGCUGUGGAUUUUAUAGAGACUUCUUAUCCCUCCAAAUCCCCCCUUUUUUUCCACCCAGCAUUGUUCCCUACAAGAUUAUGUCAGCAGCACAGACACAGAAUGACAAUGAGCAGCGUUGGAGCUGCCUGGAGUCUCUGGGUCUCAGUCCCAGAGAACUGGUUCUGGCUGAGGCUUUGCAGAUGGAGUAUGAUGCACUUUCACGCCUUAAACAGGACAAAGAUCCCACUGGAAGGGGAGAGUCUGAGAGUAGCAAGACCAUGCCAUCCAGAAAUACACAAUCUAGACAUAUCCCCAGCCCAUCUGGGACAAACUUGCGCCAAGGGCUUUCAGGAUCUGAUCCAAUUCUCAACCUCAUCCAGCCUGGGGUUUCCAGCCCAUCAAGGUCAAAUAUGGAUCCUCAUGGCUACAGCAAGGAACCACUCUAUAUCCUGGAAAAUCCUGGGAAGAAUGAUUAUGAAAGGAUGACAGAAGGACUUUCAAAGGGAUUGCCACCUCCAGAUGAACCUCCUCCUGCAAUUCCACCAAGAAAUCCAAUACCUCAACCAGACUCAUUCCACCUCUGCAGGGGUUCAGCUCCCAGAGACGUGAAUCUGUUCAGCCCUGAGGUGGACCAACCCAAGCUUUCAUCUGGAGAAACCCUGAACUAUGACAACCUGAAUGACUCGCUUAUGAAGCUCAGUGGUAGGCAGUCACCUAGGCAACAAAAAGCGAAUGGCGACCAAGCUGGGAAGCCUGUGGCUCGUAGCAAGACGCUACCCCCUCAGGUGCCACCUCGCACCUAUUUGCCUGUGCAUAAAGGCAUCCGAAACAACCGCAGAGUGUCAGCUGAUCCGGUGUCACUUCAAUCCAGGAACAAUGGCUAUGAGCUCUUCCAGGUUUCUGAGGAGCGUGAUGAGGAGGUGGCUGCCUUCUGUCAUAUGCUCGAUGUGUUGCGCUCUGCUUACCCAUGCAUAGACCACUCUAAGAAUGCAGGCUUUGUGUGGAGCCCAUGUGUGGCAAUGGAGGAGCUGCAGCAGGUACUCGAGGUCAGCAUAAAGGUCACUGUCAUCGGUGAGCACAUCCGAGAGCCACUCAUCUUCACCUGCGAUGGUUCAUCCACUAUUGACCUGCUAAUAUACCAGACCUUGUGCUACGCCCAUGAAGACCUGGACCUAGUCGAUGUGGAUGACUACCUGAUGAAAGUGUGUGGAAAAUCAGAGUAUCUCAACAACUCUCAGACUUUGGCUGGACUUGAAUAUGUCCAGCAGUGUCUGAAGUUUGAUUGGGACGUCCAGCUUUUCCUCACCAAGAGAAGCUCUGUUAACAUGGAGUUAGCCCGCACUGUAGAAGAUGAUGAUACGGCAUCCUCCCUGAACCACAGCAUCAUGCUGCAGGAGAGGCCCAUCAAGCAAACUGUGACAAGGGAGGCACUCACUUUGCUUCUGGACACUUUUCAUAAUGAGGCAGAGUCCUUCAUGUUAUCAGAGGCUGAACUGCAGUUGCACGUGGAGCGCUUGGUUCAGUCCGUCAAGGCUCUGUGCAGCUCGCUGGCUGCUGUGGAAACGCCUGACAUCACCUCAGCCCUGAAUCAGCUGCCUGCUUGCCCGUGCAGACUGCAGCCUAGAGUGCAGAAGGAUGUGAGCAUGCUGAUGAAGAGAGAAAACCGAGAGAAAAUAGUUGAGAGGUUGACGGCUGCCAUCUUGGAUCUGGUGGAGCUCUACUGCAGCACGUUCAACGCUAACUUCCACACGGCUCCACACAGCAGCCGGGCCACAGUUCCAACCCAGGAGGCAGGCAUGGUUAUCAACGUAUUGUCCUUCAAUAUUUACGCUGCCCACCGCGUCCCCAUCACCUGGGCCGCCAGUUAUGAAGGGUUCUUUCUUUCGUGUUCUCUCAGCCAUGGGGGAAACGAACUGUGUGCCCCCCAGCAUACAAGCAAACAGUCAGUCAGCAAAUACCUCUUCCAUCUGGUGGUUUGGGACCAAAGGAUUUGCUUCCCGGUGCAGAUCAACCAGCUGCCCCGGGAGUCUCAGCUGACAGUGACUCUGUAUGCGACUCCGUUACCACCCCCCGGAGCAGAAGACAAGAGCAAGCAGAAAGCCCGCAACAUGGAGGCCCUGGGCUGGGUCACAAUGCCGCUGUUCAACUUUCAACACAUUUUGACGUGCGGAAGGAAGCUUUUGGGUCUUUGGCCGUCAACCCCAGGAAGCGGAAACACCCGGUCCAGCACUCCCAACUUCAGCCAGCCAGAUAGCGUCAUCCUGCAGGUUGACUUCCCAACGUCUUCCUUCGAGGUGUGUUUUAGCACCCCUCCACCAGCCGAGUUCAGUCCUCUGUACGAGUUCUCCAGACUGGACUACAGCAGCCAGAGACAGCUCCAAGAUAUACUGAACAAGAAAUCUCUCUUCUGGUUGACUCCAGAGCACAAGCGUCUGCUUUGGGAAAAGCGUUACUUCUGCCAUGCAGAGAGCAGCCAUUUACCCAUGAUCCUCGCCAGCGCCCCCAGCUGGGAGUGGGCAUGUCUGCCUGAUAUUUACGCCCUGCUGCGCCAUUGGGCAUGUACAGACCACCUGGAUGCCCUGGGCCUGCUGCACGCCACGUUUCCAGAUCAGGAGUGCAGGCGCACAGCUGUCCAUUGGAUGGACUCCAUCUCCGACUCUGAGCUUCUGGACUUUCUCCCACAGCUGGUGCAGGCACUGAAGUAUGAGUGUUACCUGGACAGUCCACUGGUGCGCUUCCUGUUACGCAGAGCCAUUGGAGACAUGCGUGUCGCUCACUGCCUUUUCUGGUUGCUGAAGGACACUCUGCAGGACUCCCUGUUCAGCGUACGCUAUCAGCACCUUCUGGCCGCGUUGCUCUGCUGCUCAGGCCGAGGCCUCCGGGAAGAGUUCGAUCGCCAGUGCUGGCUCAUCAGCAUACUGGCUAAAGUUGCACAGCGUGUCCGAGACUCCUCACCGUCAUCCAGACAGGCUCUUCUGAGAGAGGGACUGGAUGAGGUCAAGCAAUUCUUCUCCAUUAACAGCAGCUGCCGCCUUCCCCUUAACCCUGGCCUGCUAGUCAAGGGCAUUAACAUACAGUCCUGCUCCUAUUUCAACUCCAAUGCCGUGCCACUCAAGCUCUCAUUCCAGAACAUGGACCCACUGGGAGACAAUAUUAACGUCAUCUUUAAGUCAGGUGAUGACCUGCGGCAGGACAUGCUCACCCUGCAGGUCAUCCGCAUCAUGAACAAAAUCUGGAUACAGGAGGGCUUGGAUAUGAGGAUGGUCAUCUUCCGCUGCUUUUCCACUGGCCGGAGUCGAGGCAUGGUGGAGAUGAUCCCGAAUGCCGAGACCUUGAGGAAGAUCCAAGGAGAGCAUGGGGUCACCGGCUCCUUCAAGGAUCGCCCGCUGGCUGACUGGCUACAAAAACACAACCCCACAGAGGACGAGUAUGAGAAAGCGGUAGAGAACUUCAUCUACUCCUGCGCAGGCUGCUGUGUGGCCACCUACAUCCUGGGCAUCUGUGACCGCCACAAUGACAACAUCAUGCUGAAGAGCAGUGGCCACAUGUUCCACAUUGAUUUUGGCAAAUUCCUGGGUCACGCGCAGAUGUUUGGCAACAUCAAACGGGACCGGGCUCCUUUUGUUUUUACGUCAGACAUGGCUUACGUGAUUAACGGAGGUGACAAGCCUUCGAGUCGCUUUCAUGACUUUGUGGACUUAUGUUGCGAGGCAUACAACCUCAUAAGGAAACAUGCACAUCUGUUCCUCAACCUGCUUGGCUUGAUGCUGUCCUGUGGCAUUCCCGAGCUAUCAGAUCUAGAGGAUUUAAAGUAUGUUUAUGAUGCACUGAGACCACACGAGUCUGAGGCUGAUGCCACUAUGUACUUCACCAGGUUGAUCGAGUCCAGUCUGGGCAGCGUGGCCACAAAACUCAACUUUUUCAUCCACAACCUUGCCCAGAUGAAGUUCGCCUCGUCCGAGGAGCGUCCUGUUCUAUCCUUUGCGCCGCGAGUCUACACGCUGAAAAGUGACGGCCUCAUUCGCAGUCUGUUUGUGUGCCGCCACAUCAAAACCUACAGCCCCAACAAGGGUUAUACAUAUGUGGUGAAAGUGGAGCGUGAGGGCCAGCAGGGGGCGACAUUGGUUCAGAGGAGUUUUGAAGAGUUCCAUGAGCUACACAGCAAACUACGCCUCAUCUUCCCUUCAUCCAAGCUACCCAGCUUCCCCAGCCGUUUUGUGAUUGGCCGUUCUCGCGGAGAAGCCAUGGCUGACCGGAGGAAAGACGAGCUGAACGCAUACGUGUGGCAUCUGAUCCACUCAGCUGCCGAGGUUGCUCAGUGUGACCUGGUCUACACCUUCUUCCACCCGUUACAGAGAGACGAGCGGCCAGUAGGAACAGCUGUAAACACACUGGGUAACAAACCAUCAGAUGGUUCUUGGACUCCUGUGCCAGGUAAAGUGGCUGGUGAAGUAAAAUUGUCCAUUUCCUACAAGAGCGACAAGCUUUUCAUUAUGGUGAUGCACAUACGAGGCCUGCAGCCCUUGCAGGACGGCACUGAUCCAGAUCCAUACGUCAAACUGUACCUGCUCCCUGAUCCCCAGAAAACAAGCAAGAGGAAGACGAAGGCAGCUCGCCGCACCUGUAACCCCACAUAUAACGAAAUGUUGGUGUAUGAUAAGAUACCACGUGGAGACCUGAGCCAGAGGUCAAUCCAUCUUCGAGUUCUAGGCGACGGGGCAUUCUGGGAAAACACGCUGCUGGGUGAAGCCUUCAUUCCCUUAAAGAAUCUAACACCAGGACAGCACUGGGUGGACUGGCACCAGCUGAGCACAGGCAGCUCCGAUGGCAGCCGCUGACAGAAACACACAGUUGCAGAGACGGACACUGCUCGCUGCAUUCUGAUCAGCGGGUCUGAUUCGGCAUAUCCCUGUAAAGGGAAGUGACUCCUGAUACCUGUUGAGGAGUAUGGAGGAGUGUCUCUCGUUGCAUUGGGGUCUGAGUAGAAGGAUGUAUUUCCCCACACUGGGGGUGUUUGUAGCUGAUACUUCUGCCCUGGAGACGUGUAGACUCUGUGACGGAUAGCCACUACAUGUUCUAGUUGUGUUGGGGUUCUUUUUCACCCUCUACACAGAUUGUUUCUUGAGAUAUAAAGGCCCAGGUUUAGAAAACAUUGUCCAGUUUCCUGUUGAGAGAGGAAGUGAAAUGUUAACUUAUUUCAUUUUAAGAUGUUCUUUUAUUUUGGCUCGAUUUUGGAGCUAGCCUUUGUUAUGAUAUUUGUGUCUCUGUGAUGUAGAAUAUUGCAGAUUUUACCUAGUAAGUUAAAAAAAAAAAAAAGGAUAUAGGGAGUAAAAUUUUAAAAUGAUUUAACUUCUCAUUGUUGGUGGCAGGGAUCUAGCAUAUCUUGAAAAACUAAAACACUUGAGAUUCUGUGGCAUUGCAAAUGUGUGUGUAGUCAGGAAAAAGUCUAAUUCAGCCCAUUUGUCCAACCUCUGUAGCUGUAUAACAGACUUUUGUUUAUUUUUCUUUUCUUUUCUCUUAUUUUUUAACAAGCACCAGGCUUUGAAUAGAUCCAAAAUAUAGCCCUAUAUAGAGAAUAGCCCUGAGCUUUCUGUAAAAAAAAAAAUCUAGUGGGAUUCAUGUAGGUUGGUGCAGAUAGUUUACACUUCACACUGUAUCACAAACAAUCCAGUGACUUUAACAUGCCUUCUCAUGUAUAAGCAAGAAAGUGGCUUAAAAUGGAUCUUUGUUAAUAGACACUGUUACUGAACCUAAGGGGGAUAUAGGAUAGAUGCCAUGGGUGAUGUGUACAACGAUCCAGUUUGAUAUUCAACAAAAAGAAAAUUACAUUCUUUAUUUGUGCAAUGAUUUUCCACCAUCUACAGUGAUUAUAAAACAUGCUGGAUUUCCAGAAUGGGUGAAUUCUAGACCUUUUUUUGUUUGUUUGUUUGUUUCUCGUGUAUCUAUAUACCAAUUAAACCCUUAGCUUUCAAUAUGCACUACAUUGUUUUAAUCACAUUGGCACUUUAUAGACCACGAAUGUGUGCUUUGACCUUGAUAUACUUCCAAUAUAUCACCUGGCCCGAUAGCACACAAGCCAAUAUAGCUUAUUUACAGGUGCUCUUAGCUUGCCUUGAAAUGAAGUGGGAAGGUUGAAACAUGACGACAGGAGCCCAAGCAGGCGCUUUAAUUUUUUAUUUUUUUUUUUCACUUAUUUUCCUUCAGUGUAUUAUCUCAAGCUUGCACCAGUCUCUCCAGUGAGAAUGUGUAGUUGAAUGAUUUGUGUGCAUGCUGUGAAAUUUGCUACUGGAUAAAUGUUGCACUUUUGGUCUUGUUUGCUAUUAAGUAUUUUAUGCUUACGUUUUUUGGGAUCAGUCCGUUUCAGGAAAUAUUUUAUUUAUUUGAAGAAAGGGAAGCGAAGAUAAACCUGAACACAUUAGUAUUGUUCAUAUUCAUUCCCUAUUCUGUUGAAAUUGUUGGAAAGUCACCUCUUGUUUGGAAGUAAAUCUAAGUUUUAAGCUUUAAAAUCUGUUUUGUGGUGUUUUUCUUUCCAGCAAUGGAUGCAUGCAAAUGAUCUUGCAAAUGAACCUGUGGCAAAGGUUGUCUUCUUUGUUCCUCUUGUAAAACCUUUAUACAUACUUUCCCUUUCUGUUUCUUUCCCUUGCUUUGGAACGCAAGCUUGAUUUGUCCACUGUGAUCGUUAACCACCGUCCUAAAUAACCACUCUCCUGUCCACCCCCGAGACACCAGCUGUCUUGCUCAUGCUGUCGUGUCUAAUUUAACGUUGAAAACUUAUUUUGGAACUAGCAAAAUUGUCCUGAGUGUUAGUAUUAUUACUGGGGAGUUGUGUGCCCUUGGAAGAGAGACUGUUUGGAGACUCAGACUUGCUAUGAUCAUGCAGGACUUCAGCAAACCCAAAUAAGUUCACUUAUAUGACCACAGGCCAUUUGUACAAGAGAAAAUAGGAAAGAAUGUAUGUUCAAAAUGAUAUGGUGUAGUGUUGUACAUUAUUAAAUAUAUUAUUUGUCUGUG